AAACAUUACAACACAAUUGCUCCCAAGAGAUUUGCUCGCAACACUUUCUACUCACCGCAAAAACAGAUUUCUACUAUCAAUGCCAAAUAGAGCUUAAACAUUUGCUCUCAACUUCAGGGUAACCUCCCCCUCUCAAAAACAGACCAGCGUCCGCAGCACCACACCAAACCACGGAAUGGCAGCAGCCACGGCCCGCACCACGAAGCGCAAGCGAGACACCUCCUCCGCCUCUCCUCCGCCACUGUCAAUGGCCAACGGCGACAAGAACAACAUCGACCUCUCCCUUCUAGAAGCACUAGAAAAAUCACAAAAAGAAAACACAGUAGAAGUACUCGACAUUCGAACAUUAAAAAAACUGGUACUCUCGUUUGAACGCCGUUACAAAGAAAACAUCGAAGCACGGCUCAAAUACCCUGACCAACCGGAGCGGUUCGCUGACUCGGAACUCGAACUCCAUCAAGAGCUAGAAAAACUCAAAAUUCUAGCUGGCGGUCCGGAACUCUACCCGGAACUAGUAAAUCUGAAUACAAUCCCGUCAAUUGUUGGAUUACUUUCGCAUGAUAAUACUGAUAUUGCUAUUGAUGUUGUUCAAUUAUUACAAGAUUUAACUGAUGAAGAUGUCUUUGUUGAUGUUGAUACUGAUGAACCGGCUAGGGUUUUAGUUGAUGCACUUGUAGAAAAUAAUGUUUUAGAAUUGUUAGUUCAGAAUUUACUUAGAUUAUCUGAGAAUGAUCCUGAUGAAAUGGCUGCAGUUUAUAAUACACUAGCUACGAUUGAGAAUUUGAUUGAAGUGAAACCGAGUGUGGCGGAGUUGGUUUGUGAGAGGACUAAAAUAAUGCGGUGGUUAUUAGGGAAGAUUAAGGUUAGGGAAUUUGAUAGUAAUAAGCAAUAUGCAUCCGAGAUUUUGGCUAUCUUGUUGCAGAAUAGUAGUGCUAAUCAGAAACGGUUAGGGCAAAUGAAUGGUGUGGAUGUUGUGCUACAAGCUGUGGCUAUGUAUAAGUCUAAAGAUCCCAAGAGUUCCGAUGAAGAAGAGAUGGUUGAGAAUUUGUUUGAUUGUUUGUGUUGUUUGUUGAUGCCUUUAGAGAAUAAAGAAAGGUUUGUUAAGGCCGAGGGUGUUGAGCUCAUGAUUAUUAUUAUGAAACAGAAGAAAUCUGCUUAUGGUUCUGCUAUUAGAGCCCUUGAUUUUGCUAUGACUAAGUAUCCGCCUGCUUGUGAACGGUUUGUUGAUGUUUUGGGUUUGAAGACUGCUUUUGCUGCUUUCAUGGGUAAGAUCCCCAUUAGCAAGAAGAACAAGAAAGAACAGUACCAAGAGGAGUUAGAAGAGCGUAUUGUAUCCCUCAUCGCAUCAUUAUUUGGUGGUAUUUUAAGAGGAUCAAGAAGAGAAAGAUUGCUAAGUAAAUUUGUUGAAAAUGAAUGUGAGAAAAUAGAUCGCCUUAUGGAAAUCUAUAUAAGAUAUUCCGAUAGAGUAAAAGGAGAGACCGAACGUAUGGACCAGCUUGAACUGGACGAUUUAGAGAUGGAUGAAGAGGAAAGAUACAAUCGAAAACUUGAAUCUGGACUGUAUACUCUUCAGUUGAUAGCUGUUAUCUUGGGUCAUCUUUGGUGCUCUGAGCACCCACGAAUGAGAGCAAGAAUUGAAUUAUUACUGAAGCAGCACAAACUUACUAGGAAGGAUGUUAAGGAUAUACUUCAGGAAUAUCAUGACAAUAUUGGCGAUGUUGAUGGACCUGAGGAGAAAGAGCGAGCUCAGACAAGGAUCCAGAAAUUUAUCUCGGCUUUCUAAUCGUUUGAUGUUUUUGUAGCAUUAGAGACGUAGAUGUUUUAGCAAGGCCUGGUGUUGUAAAAUUGCCAUUUAACGGGCUUGUUCAAUUAAGCAUUUGAGUUGAAGUACUUGUGCCAUAAGCUACUAAAUGGGAAAGCCACUAGUAGAAAGAGGUGAUGUUCAAUUCGGUAUUUUAGCUGCAUCUUUGCAGAAGGGUAACAAAAUAUAUCCUUUUAGGGCGGGAACCUGUCUGCACUAGCCAAUCUAUCUGCUGCGGCAACAUACAUGAAACCAACUAAUCUCUUGUUGAAGCUUAGAGAUCACUUUUAUGAGAAUUAUUAUUUUAACUCCA
Molecule: messenger RNA, 2114 nt
Organism: Ricinus communis (castor bean)
Lineage: Eukaryota; Viridiplantae; Streptophyta; Magnoliopsida; Malpighiales; Euphorbiaceae
Product: beta-catenin-like protein 1
Exons: 8
Coding region: 176-1783 (535 amino acids)
Cellular component (GO): spliceosomal complex
Source: RefSeq, a predicted model, not a curated record